AUGUACAGUAAUACAGAGUGCCAGGAUGGCUGGUCGCAGUUUGGAUCUCACUGUUUCAGGAUCUUCACAGCAACCACAAACUGGAAUGAUGCUGAGCAAAACUGUAUUUCCAUGGGAGGACAUCUUGCAUCUGUGCACAGCAGUGAAGAGUACACUUUCAUCCGGGCUUUAGUGCUGAAUGCAACCAAAUCAAACUCACCAACAUGGUUAGGUGGCAUGGACGCUGCACAGGUGGGAGCGUGGGUGUGGACAGAUGGGUCGGAAUUCAGUUUCACCAACUGGUCUCCUGGACAACCUGAUAAAAACACUCCUUUAGAGCGCUGUCUACAGAUGAAUUAUAACGGUAUCAUAAUUCAACAUUUCAUUACUGUACAGAAAACAGGCUUCCACACAUAG
Colossoma macropomum (tambaqui) is the source of this 396-nucleotide messenger RNA. RefSeq names its product galactose-specific lectin nattectin-like. Bases 1 to 396 code for a protein of 131 amino acids. The record is from RefSeq and is a predicted model, not a curated record. NCBI's taxonomy places the organism in Eukaryota, Metazoa, Chordata, Actinopteri, Characiformes, Serrasalmidae. The transcript has 4 exons. Gene Ontology annotation, molecular function: signaling receptor activity.